AUGGUUGAACCAAUGUUUGCUUCCCAAUCUGAGCACAUUGCAGAACCCAAGGCAAUUGAUGAAACUUCUGUUAUGCAAGUGGAACUGGCAACUAGUACAGGGGAUGAAUGUGCAGCAGAGGGUGACAUUGUUGUUUCAUCUGAAACUGUUGUGGAAUCGGAGCCUGUUCAAGAAACUGUUGUUCCUAGUCAAGGGGGUAGCAUAGAAACUAACACUACUUCUACCAUCAGCGAAGUAAACAAAGAUACUGAGUCUCGUGCAUCUGGUGAAGUAUGCAAAGAUGCUCAGUCUCAUGGUGGUGAAUCUUACACUGAACUGCAAUUGGCCCCUUCCUCUGGUGAGGAGGCCAUGAUAUUGUGUAGACCAGUAAAUGAGGAAUCUGCUCCUCGUGCUGAAAAUGCAAAGACUGAUGAAGCUGACACAGAACAGCAACUGCCUCCAUCUGCUGAGGCCAUGGUAGACGUAUCUAGCGAGCUACUCAGCCAAGACGAAAAGGUGGCUCCAAGCACUGGCCCUUUAGGAAAUGAUGAAGAUGCACAGCUGGAAGAGGCUGCUGCUGCACAGAGAGAGCUAAGCACUGAAGUUGCUCAUGGUAGUGAAAAUGCGAAGGCCGGGACAGGCCGGGACAGGGGCAUCGAUACGCGAAGGCCAGGACAGGCAUGGGAGGUCCAACACAGAGGAAAGGAAGGGCCUUGGGCAGGGGGUUGCUCACUAGGGCUCGUGAAGAUGUCGUCCGGGUCGCGGUUCACGGCGAGCUGGGACGCGGCCGGGACGGCGCAGCGCGAGGGCGUCGCGCGGCGAGGUGGUUCCGGCGGUCGACGUCGAGGCGGCUUCGUGCGGUCCAGGGGCUUCGGCUCGCCGUCGGUGGCGUGGAUCAGGCGGGGCGCGUGUGCGGGGCGUUCUUGGGCUGGAAUAGGGUGUUGGGCUGGAGUUGGAAGCAAAUUUGGGUCCCUAUUUUUUGCAGGCCAGCAUGCAAAUGAAAAAAAUAGAGGCUCAAUUUGCAUGCUGGGCUGGAGUUGCUCUAAAGACGCACUAGAAUAA
This is a messenger RNA of Miscanthus lutarioriparius, 1041 nucleotides long. The record is from the annotation of a GenBank genome assembly. Lineage: Eukaryota; Viridiplantae; Streptophyta; Magnoliopsida; Poales; Poaceae.